This is a messenger RNA of Diorhabda sublineata, 3112 nucleotides long. RefSeq lists its product as uncharacterized. Lineage: Eukaryota; Metazoa; Arthropoda; Insecta; Coleoptera; Chrysomelidae. The record is from RefSeq and is a predicted model, not a curated record. The transcript is spliced from 4 exons. Bases 98 to 595 code for a protein of 165 amino acids.
AAUUCUCGAGACUACGAAGUAGGCUUAGAAAUAAGAAGAAUUUUAUACAACUAUCACAUUCACUCCAAAGUUAAGUCACGCUAUAGAAUAGUCCAAAAUGUCAAAAUUACUUUGGUGUUUCGUCGUCCUUGCCUGUUUAUGUACUUUAUUGGAAUUAGCAGAAAGUAAAUCAGUGGUUGAAAGGCAAGUUUACGAGGAUUUGACACAAGGAAAAAAUGUUAGAAAUAAAAGAGCAGUUGACGUCGUAACUGGAGUGAAAAAUGCCGUAUUAGGAUUUGUUUUUAACAAAUUAAACUCAUUCAUCGAUCAGAAGACCCACUGGAUUGCCGAAUUAGAUAAACAAAACAUAGCAAAGAACGAAGCUGCAAAUAUCGUACCUCCAGCUGAUCCGGUAACAUCCCUAUCUUCAGUAAUUUCAGGAGCCAUUGGACAAAAAUUACAAGCUUCCGCUCCACUUUUGAACAUAGUUACUAGUAAGCUCGGUGGACUCAGCUCAGGCGGUGGAGGAUUCAAUAUAGGCGCUCUCCUGACUAAAGGUCUAGGUAGUAGUAGCAGCGGCAGUAGCGGUGGAGCCCACGACAAAGCAGACGCGUAAUUAUUCGGGAAUUGUCUAAUUAGUGCACUGCCAUACAAUUUUGCUCAAUAAGUCAAUCUAUUACUGUUUAAUCCAGCUUAGGAUUAACCUUCAUAUUGCUCAGUUUAGGUUUUGAGAUUGUUCAAUUAACUGAUUCAAAAAUGGUAAUUGAAUUUAUUUCUCACAAAUCAAAUUCUAUUUUUAUAGUAAUGUGAAUAUGAAAUAACUUAUAUGCUUUAUUCUAAGAAUAUUUCUGUAAAUAACCGCCAAGUCAGGAUUUUAAGGAUAAAAGUUAUUUGGUAAUAUUGAAUACAUGACAUCAUUAUUCCUUAUCGGGACCGACGUACAAAGAAUAUAAAGUAGGAUACGAAAUAAAGUGAUUGGUAUAAUUUUUUUCCAACUAGAUAAUCUAAGUGAAGAAUUUUUGUCAUAUUGAACUCACUAUGCUGAUAAUUUUUAUUUCCACUCUUCGUAGGUGAUCUUCAACAUCAACGACAAUUAAUUUGAAAUUUUUCUUUAGUAAUAAACUUGUUCUAACAAAUCUCUGCUAUGUUUUCCAAUUAUCUUAAUACCUUUUCAAGUAGUAGUAAUUUUCUUGCUUUGAAACAUAUUAUUUACCAAUUCAAUCAUGAUUCAGAGGUUGUGCUUUAUGGUUCAUUAAUUGCCAGGAUCCAGAAAACCCUCAAAACUAUCCCAUUCAUUUACUUUUUCUAUUUCUAAUUCUUCUAAUUUCCAAGAUAAUCUGUUUCAUUUCGGCGUAAGAGAUGCCCCGUUUCAUUAUUUACAAUAGUUGUUCAUUGUCACUUUCCGUUCUGGAAUCAUUUACCGAUAGUACAAAGUCAACUGAUAACUCCAAAGGUCUUCUGAAUUGAGUUGUGUCUAUCUAAUCAUCUUUUUUAUUUUCUCUCCAUUAAUUCUUGGUUGAGUUGCUCUGCAUGUUUUGCAAUCAGUUUUAUUUGACCAUAUAUUAUGAUUCCGUGUCUAUUGCAUCUUUCAACAAACUUCACUUUAGUAUUACAAAUCCAGGAGAGUGUGUCGAGAUGCUAUUACCCAUCCAUCCUCAAAGAUUGAUAUUUCGUUUUCUUCCAAAAUAAAUUUUGAUCCCGAUUUUCUCUUACAGCAAUUUUUUCUUGAAAGUCCGCUUUGGUAACUAUGAUGUCCGUAUUCUGAGCAGAUAAGACCUUUAAUCGUUUUCCGCAACUUGCCCAUUUUUUUCAGGAUAAUUGUAUUCCAAUAAUUCUAAAAGUUAACCAGGGAGCGCUUUAUGAGGUUAAAUAUUUUCUACACUAUAGGAUUUGUUCUUAUUUCCAUAUUACUGAACCUUAUAAUUGCCGUACACAACCAAUACAUCACCAAAGGUUUUUAUCCACAUUUUUAUUGAUCAUCUUUUUACAGGAAUAGAUAGCGUUGAUUCCUUUCUUCAUUCUUUCUUCCACGUUUCCUUUAAUAUUUAACUUACUUUUAUAGAUAAAAUUAUCAUAAUUUGAAUUCUUUUUCACAAGAUGUGAAGUAUCUUGCAGAGUUUCCUCAAGUAUUUUUUCAAAGUCUUACAAAUAUUUCUUUUGUGAAUUUUAUGCAAUGAAACUUAUCUCUGUUCGGAGGGUUUGACUAAAAUAACCCUUAGACACAUAUUCAUCAUUUUUUUAACUCAACUGAUCUAUUUUGCAGAUUAUUUCAAAAUGAUUCUGUUUGUUAUGAUUUUCUUAUUAUCAUUUAUUAUUUCUCUUAGCCUUAGGCCAUUAUUUUCAAAGUAAUUAAUCUGGAGUUGCCUUUUUCAGAAAUAUAUGCAUUCCAAUGCAUCCCUCUGUUUUCUCCAAUGUUUAAUAUAAAUUUACAGGUGCUUCAGAAUAUUUUUACUAUAGAAGCAACAAAAAGUAUUUUACGUAUUUCGCAUUUCAAAAUUUUUCAAAAAUUAUCAUUUUAUAGCGAUAAAAUUUGUUAUAAGUUUGCUUAUUGAGCUUUCUCAGUUUUUCUUUAUCAAAUGUAAAGUCCCACAUAUUUCCUCGUUAAUGCUUGAGUUAAUACUAUUUUUACUAUGAAAGUGGAAUUUCAAAUCAUUUUCUGAUGACAAUGGUUGUAAAUGUUAAUAAACUACGAAGUAAAACAAUUAUAUUAUAAAAAACAUUUAUCGAAAUAUUUCUUUAUAACUUAGAAUUUAUUCAAAACUUUCUAAAUUUUCAUAAUAAAUUCCUAUUAUAUUCGUAUUGCAAUAAUCAAAUUAUCAUAAACGAAGGUUAUUUUGAACAAUUUUAAAGCCAUUAAAAUCAUUGAGCAUGUUUAUUCCAUUCGAAUUUAAAUUUUUUUGUAAUCGAUAGAUGUCUUAAUCAUGACCCCUCGUAUCCUCAUGCAAUUAAAAUAAUUUUAUCAAUUAACAUACGUGAAGAAUAUCAAUUACUUAAUUUAUUAUUAUUUUAUUUUUUUUUCUGUAAACAUUUUCUCUUUUAUACGAAUUUGUAUAUAAUUCGAUUAUUGUUUGUUUUUAAUAAAUUUUUUUGUAGAUUUUGUAUAUAAAGUUUAAAUAAAAAUGUGUUGUAUAUA